GUUGAAGGGCGAGGGCGGCGCGGCGACACCACAGAAGAAGAGCAGCUCGACUGUGUCGCACGUAGCAGUCGUCUAAUCGACGGUUGGUCUCGAUCUUACACUCGCUUACCAAGAUGGUCCGACCACAUUUUGGACCGCCACGCUUAAAGCCAAGACCUUAUGGAGAUGGUCAUGGCAUUGGACCGAAUGAAGGGAAUUACAACCCCAACUCCAAAAGUCGAAGAGACGUCCAGGGCUACCAAGUAAAGGCCCCUUUUAACUGGAAAGACUCCAGAGGUAGAGGACGGCCCCCGGUUGUCAGAAGAGUGCCCCUGAUGGGAGAACAAAGGGAACCACGAUUCAAUAACUGGAGGUCCCCAAAUCAGGAUUCCUUUCAUUCAUACCCUCCCAAAAUGGAACCACACCAUAGCCAGAGGAGGCCUUCUCCUUCUAGGCCAAACCGUUCCCCCCAUGUCCAGCAUCAGUCAUCUUCUCGUAGUCCUGCACAUGGAUCCCCUAAUCAGAGGGGCCCGCCUUUCCAUGGCCACCCCUCAGGUCACAGGUCACCCUCCCCGAGACAUUUUCGCAGCCACCCAGCUGACAGGAGGCAAGGCUUCACACCAGCCAACCAGGGGUCUUUCAGGGGCCCCAGAAGGCAGUCAGGUUUUUCGCAUCAGGAGCAGCGGAAUCGAGACCCCCGUGGGAAUUACAGUCCCAGAGAAAGGCCCUUUGAGCACUCAGGUCAUGGCAUGAAGCGCUGGAACGAGCCUGGAGCAUUCUCUCAUCAACACAAUGGAGAACACGGGCCCUCUGGGUCACAGAGGAGCCCCAGAGAGAUGCAUGGGAGAGGCCCAAUGCCAGAGAGGUGGUCAUCUGAGCAAGACUCCAGGCGGCAGCGUGGCCCGGUGGAGAGGCAGGGCAGCAGAUCCCACAGUAGAGAGAGGGUUCAAGAUGGCCCUCACCCGCCCCCUUUCAGAUCCCCCACAUGGAAAGGAGGUCCAUCACCAUCAUCCUCCUACCACAGAAACCCUCAGGAGAGGCAACUGGCAGGACCCCGCAAGAGGAGGAUAUCAGACAUCAGCAUGCCCUCUUCAGACCCUGCACUGGAGCAUGGCAAUCCAAAACACCCCAGGAGAGAGAGACCCCAGCUGCUCAAUAUUCCCAGGCCAUUUGGCGGUAAACCUUUGUCUCUUAGGGAUAAAAGUUACCUGGUUAAGAACAGACAAAUCAGAGCUGAGUCUCUCAUGAGGCUUAGAAUACCUCCAUCUGUGAAACCCAGGCUUCACCUGGGCGACUCUGCCUCACAGGGAAAUGUCAGCUCUGUUCUUGCUAUCAGGAAGAGACGUUUCCAGUCAAAUGCAGUUCCCCUGAAAAAGAUGGAACCAAGGAGGCCAAAACCGCAACAGUCACCCUCAAGAGAAGAUAGCAAGUCUGCAAGAGACUCUGAUACUGGCAAAGAACAGGUGGAGUCUCGCCGGUCCUUGAACACACACAGAUCUUCUCCCAUAGAGAAACGUGACCUUGUUGUUUUGUCCCAUUGGCCGCCUGGGCCGAGCACCUCCUCCAAGGGCGGCUCACCUCCGAAAACUCGCAGCCCAAAACCAAAGAGUGAACAUGAUUCAGACGGAGAUACCACACCGAACAGCCGACUCUCAAAGACGAAUGAUUCCAGAUCAUCACCUGAAGACAGAAAACGGGCAUAUAUGGAUAAGAAGUUCAGGCCUUUUAAUAUGAUGCAGGACAACCACAGACCUGGGAGGCCCUUCAGGAGACCUGGACCCGGACCCGGAUGCGGACCGGGGCCCGGACCUGGACCCAUGCAGAGACCAAGGUUUAUUGGUGGUCCAAGAAAGAUGGGUCCUGAACUCUCUGGAAAUGUUAGAAGACCACUCAUGGAGAGCUUGGUGCCACGUCCCUUCCCAAAUCAGAGGCCAGUGUUCAGAAAAAGUUACAGUAUCACGUCCAAAUACCGCACCAUGAGAGUGAUGCGUCAGCGUCCACCGUACAACCGAGGACCCAAUCAGCAGCGCUGGUGAUACGUUUCGCACAGGUCCCACAUUCUGCAGACAACAAACUGGACAUAGUAGAAAAAUCACUACUGGGUAGACUGCACCAAACCCUUCUCUGACUACAAUCCCAACCUGCCUGUGUAUUAUGGAAGUGUUGUUGAUUACCUUUGUUCUCUUGUACAUGUGUUUAUACACAUCUUUGAAGUACUGCUGUACUUUUGUUUUAGAAUAUUUGUAACAUAUGCCAUUGCUAUAUACUGACCUGCUUUUUUUUUUCUGUGUAUAAUUAUUUGGGAUUUGCUGCUCCUGGUGUUAGCAGUCUUCAUUUUACAGGAAUAGUUUUAGCUUUUUUUUGUUGACCAGCAUCAAUUGUUUUUGUAAAGUCUAAAAUAUGUUUACUUUAAUAUGACAGCUUUUUAUUUGUAAAGACUUAUCACAUGAGAUAUUUGAUUAAUCAUGGGUGUUUUUGAUUAGAAAACGCUGCUUGUCGAAAGACACUUAGCUACUACUUGUAAAACUUGUAUAAUCACAUGUUAAGUUUGUUGUUUGAGACUUGAAAUAAAAACAAAUUUAACAAGC
Dicentrarchus labrax (European seabass) is the source of this 2567-nucleotide messenger RNA. RefSeq lists its product as uncharacterized. The record is from RefSeq and is a predicted model, not a curated record. The coding region runs from base 114 to 2015 and encodes 633 amino acids. NCBI's taxonomy places the organism in Eukaryota, Metazoa, Chordata, Actinopteri, Moronidae. The transcript is spliced from 10 exons.